AUGAGACUACUCAAUACUUUACGGAAGCCUUUUAGAGUUUUCCGCCGAUUUUUAAACUCUUUAACUACUCGAAAAAUAGAAAACAAAUCAUUCACCGAGCAGCUAACUGAGGAAGCAGAUGAAUUUAUAUUUUCUAGCUCAAAAUGUUGGCAACCUUCCAGAGAUGAACUCUCUCAACGAUGCCCAUCACCCCAAGAUUCCUAUAUUAGCACUUCCUCAAAUUUCAGCACUGUUUCCGAAAAAACUUCCAGUUUUGGCAUCCCAGAGGUUCUCAGCAAGAGUGAACAUUUCACAAAAAGCCAAAAGAUGAUGACGUAUCCAUGCCUGAAGUCUGUGCUCGUUAACUUCGAUCCAAAUUUGAGGUGAGCGGGCGGCAAACAUGUACCUUUCCCUAAAACUGGCAUAACUUAAGAACCUGAUUAGCUACAAAAAUGCCAAAUAUAUUUUCUGAAAGUUCAAUUUAUGGGAAUGUUUUUGUUAUUUUAAAAAAAAAUAUUCCAUGUUUUCUUUGAGAUAUAACAGUUUGUAUGUGUAAAUCUACUGUUUUUAACUGAAAAACUCAAAGUAUACUUCAACCUUUUAAAAUUCUCAGUGAGA
Messenger RNA from Caenorhabditis elegans, 597 nucleotides. RefSeq lists its product as uncharacterized. NCBI's taxonomy places the organism in Eukaryota, Metazoa, Nematoda, Chromadorea, Rhabditida, Rhabditidae. The record is from RefSeq and is marked reviewed. Bases 1 to 366 code for a protein of 121 amino acids. The transcript has 3 exons.